AUGGUUGUUGGAUUUGUCAUGUUGGUAAUGUUGGGCUCGUAUCCAGGUAAAGUGGGGCGAUUCCUGGGUCGGGUCCUGUCAACCUCCUCCAGAGGGGAGUGCGCCGCGCCCUGGCCGCCGCACAACCAGUGCUUAUCCGGCCGCCGCACAACCAGUGCUUAUCCGGCCGCCGGACAGUCUGGAAAACAGAAGGCAGUGCUCGCUGAAUCCGCAGCUGAAGAUUCCUCUUCUUCUGAUGACAACGAUCCACAAACUGUCUCGGCCACUAUAGCUCCCAAGCGCAGUCGCUCGGGCACUCACGCUGACCCCUGGGAAGGAGAUGAACCAUUGGCUGACCGACUGGUUUGUCGCAGGCCAUUUGGACAUGCUGGAGAAGGCUCUUCAGCUGCUAGUCAUGGAACAACUGCUUCACAAGCGCCAGCAUCCGUGGGCCCUGAAAAUCUUCCACCUCCUAUCAGCACCGUUGGCGAUUCAGCCUCUAUUCCUGUGCAGAUCAUAGAGGACAGUUCACCUGAAUCGGAAGAAAAUGCACCUCUUCCGGAUGUACCACCAGAGUAUCCGAUCGCUGCACCACCGUCAGCGCAUGUAUCGCACAAUCUCACUCCUGGUGAGGCAGUUCAAGAGCCCGCGCCGGUAGGUAUCUCAGACGAAGCUCCUAUCGCCGAGAGUAACAUCCCUGUUGAGGAGGUCGAUGUCGCUGGUCCUGUUGAGCCCGCUGUUGAGGGCAUGGUGGCUCAAAAACCUGCCCCCCAGGUUCCAGAAGUAGGCGCCGACAUAAAUGUAGCACCGGAACCGGCUGCGGCCCCCUUCGUCGAGCCCCAGGCAGUCCCUGCUGCUGCAGCUGAUGAUGCUGAUGUUAUAGCCAACGUUCCUGCCCCCGAGCCUCCUAAUAGGCUGGAAAGGCUUGUUCGUGUCCUCGAAGUGGCUCCCCCAGGAGUCACAGAUGAAGCGAGGGACAGUCUGCAGCGACUUCUGGGUCCUGACAUUUUACUGCCGGGCGCAACCGCCAAAGCUCAAGAAUAUCUAAUGGUGCUUCGCCGCGAACGCACUAUCACUGAAGCUGAAUUCUUUGAGAUAUAUGAGCUUCUACAAAACCUCCCUGCACGGAUUAAUGAGAGAACGACAGCGACCGUGCAAGCCAGGCAGGUCCAUGCUCACUAUCGCGGCCUUGCGCAACAAGCAGAGGCAUCUCGCGACUCCCUAGGCGAUCGAACGAUUCGCGUCAGGGACCUACGGAUCUAGCAGAACCACCUUCGGACCCACAUUCAGGAUCUCUAAGUCCAACUAGUCGAAGCCAAGGCCCAGUUGGUGGUGGUAACGGCCCAACUUGAACAAGAGGAGCCUCAGAUAGAGCAACCCUUGGCAGCCUUCGAAGCGAUGUCUCAGGACUUGGCUCAAGCACGCGAAGCAGUUAGACAAGCGGAAUGAGCUGCUGCUGACGCUAGCUUUCGUCUAGAUGAACAUUUGCUUCGCUUGACCCAUGCGGGUCGUAAACUUUAGGCCUCUUACUUCAGGCCCAUUUUACUUUGUAAUUUAAUAUAUUUAAUAUUUAGCCCGCUUUGCUCGGCCCAAAUAUCAUUUAGAGUCUGACAAUUAAUGAAAAGCAAGACCGCUGAAAAGAUAACCCCAUUUUGGGCGGUUACUUCCUUGGAGACCGUCCUGCUUCCCACGCGUUUUCAAUAUCUUCCCUUUCCGAGAUUAUAGCAUUUAACCGCAUUGAUUCUGUU
Molecule: messenger RNA, 1727 nt
Organism: Rosa chinensis
Lineage: Eukaryota; Viridiplantae; Streptophyta; Magnoliopsida; Rosales; Rosaceae
Product: skin secretory protein xP2
Exons: 6
Coding region: 1-1242 (413 amino acids)
Source: RefSeq, a predicted model, not a curated record